Messenger RNA from Toxoplasma gondii ME49, 2472 nucleotides. RefSeq lists its product as hypothetical. The transcript is spliced from 5 exons. The record is from RefSeq and is a predicted model, not a curated record. Bases 507 to 1601 code for a protein of 364 amino acids. Lineage: Eukaryota; Apicomplexa; Conoidasida; Eucoccidiorida; Sarcocystidae.
CGCAGAACGUCAACAAGAGGAAAAGAGACUUGCGAAAGGAAAUGUUUCUUCUGAAGAGGUUCUCCCUCGAAUAUUGCCUGCCCUGUUCCUCUCCCUCUCCUCUUCUCGCCUCUCAAGUCCCUGCGUCGCAGUCACCGACCGCGUUGAGUCCCCAACUGCACUGUCGCCGCUCUUUUCCCUCUCCGCGAAAUCGCUCUAAAACCUCCGGCAUUUCUUUCUUUCUGAGUCUUCUCAACGAGCUUCUGCUCUCUCCCGUUUCUCCCUCGCUCUGCUAGUUCUCCUUUAUCUCCCCUCUGUUUUCUCUUCUUGACUCUUCCUCCUCUUCUCUCUCGUUUCUUUCACUUCCCCUUGUUCUCUGCCGCCAUCUUCCUCUUCUCGCGUUCUCGCUCUUCAACUCUGGACCUCUUUUCCGUUUGCUCUCAGCUUCCUUCCCCGUCGCUGGCCUCCGCCUCUCUUCUCUCUCCCUCUCGUUUCCUUCUCGCCGGCUGAGAGAGUUCCUUCUCGCAAUGGAGGACGCGAAGUUGCAGGCGAUCCACGACCAUCUUUCUGCGAAAAAGCAGGAGAGAGGCCGCAGAGGAGGCCUCGGAACAGGCGCGCGCGCUUCGAGAAGCGAACCGCCGCCUCCUGCGCCGGCGGGGGACGGCCAUGUCUACUUCAGCGAUGACGACGAGAGAGACGGCAAACAAGGAAGCAGAAAGCAGGAGAAAACAGAAGGCCCCACAGAGUCGUCAGGAGAGACGCUGUCUCCGACGUCUCCACUCUACGCCUUCUUCGUUCGCGGAGGCACUCUUGCUCCCUCUGUCCCUGCUGAGCAGGAGACGCUUGGGAAGAAGUCGCGUCGAGACUCUCCACCGAAUCCGCAGGCGGCGAGUUCGUCGGCUGUGGGGCCUGGAGGAGGGUCUGCAAAGAAGCGAAAGGAAGCGCCGGCGUCGUCGAGGAAACGCAACAUGCCGGAGGCGGUUCCUGACCAACGCGGGAGCGAAGACGAGAGCGAGAAGAAGUCCAAGAGGAAGAAGAAACGCAGUGCUUUCGUAGAGCAAGACACCGAGGCAGAGCAGGUCCGGUGUGUGUCUGCAGCGAAGCCAGAGGAGGGAGAGCGAAACCAAGACUCAUCUGAAGACGAACCUGAUGCUUCGUUCUCUGCGUCGUCUUGCGUGCAACUCUCAGGCCUUCCUCUGUUGCGCCUGUCGCUCUCCCGAGCUGGUGCGGCACCUUCAUCGCUUAGGUCGUUUGCUCUGCAAGACGUUCUGAGUCACCUUCUGCAGGUCGAGCGAGUCACAACUUGCGGGGCGUCUGCAGGAAAUGCCAAGCAAGGGAAACCGAAGGCGUUUCUCAUCGUGGGAGGCUCGGGUCAUGUCGACCGCGUCCUUCUUGAAGUUGGUGGAAACAGGGAGAAACUGAAGAAAGCUACGCUCCGUCACAUCAGUGGACUUCUCCAGUUGGAAAGUGGAGAGUCUGGUCACCUGAAUGGAACUUUCCUGCGAGUCUCAUCUGACGUAGCAGAAGACGAAGAACCUUGUCUUUCAGGAUCGUUCCAGGCGUCGACUUUCAUCUUGCCCAAGAAAGGAGAAGUGACUCUCUACGGAUUUGCGUUGCCGUAACUGUGAAGGAGCCGCGGCAGACAGAACGGAGAGAAACUGGGGAAGCGGAACGGCGAACAGCUGGAUCACGCCGUCCGUCACAAAGCAGACCAGGGUGAUCCUCGAGCGACAAGCGUUUGCUGCUGCUGGACUUUGCAAAGGGACCUGAGGAACGCCUCGGAAGCGGGGGACUCCGGCAGACAGCAAAGUCUGUGACCCCCCACGAAAGGAGAAACGAGAGGAGACAGGACGGCCGGUGCAAGGGUGUGCGCAUAGAGGAAAGUGGAGAUCGAGAGAAAAAAAAAGGAGAGGGAGCAGCAGACUGGAAGAGAGCGCGUUUUUCGGUUGCGCUUCACGCAGUGACAGAAUAUCGAAAAACACGAAGGAACAGCGGAAGAGGUUUCUCCGUCGAUGAAAAUGCAUGAGGCAUCGGAAGAGAAGAGCCAUCACGGUCUUUUGUGUCACAGUGUAAGGAAAACGCUUGCACCUUUGUUUUUGUGCCUCUUCUAUACGGUGACUCGCCAUUUCUGCACUCUGCGCGGAAAACGGGGCUUUCCAUGUCGGGCGUUUUAGAGUGGAAGACGAACUCAAUCAUCACUGAAGCACCACGAGACGAUACACUCCCUGUCGAGCGAUUCUGACACUUUCGCUCAACGCUUCUUCGUGGUUCUGCGUCGCUGCCUCAGUCCUAUCCCUGAGCGUCGGGGCGAACAAGAACAUGCGAAUGUCCAGUGCUCGAGAUGCGCAGGUAUCCGAGGCAUGGGCGUCGCUGCACAAAUACUCUUUCAGCAUUCAGCGAGACGCAGGCGACACGGAGAGUGGACCUGUCUCUUCGCUUGCCUGUCUGGUCGCACCUCGGCGACUUGGAGGAGGCUACCUGUCUUUUUUCUAC